AUGUUUAUAGUCCAGCUGUCACCACAUCUCGCGGCGGUGCACGCAUCGACACUCAACUUCCGUAAUCUGGUCAUCGCCACGGGCCAUUAUCCAUUCCCUGUAAAGGACAACUUCGUGCCACUGUCAGAUGCUGCAGGCACUAUAGAGGAGGUUGGACCUGGCGUCUAUGGAUUCGAGAAAGGAGAUUUCGCGAUCGCCAACUUCGACCCCACCAAUCAAUUCGGCCCCCAGAAAGAUUGGGAAAAUUCCCUCGGUGGUCCAAUCGAUGGGGUUUGUCGUCCAUACGUUGCUCUACCAGCCAGCGCCAUAGUCAAAAUCCCAAAAUCGACCAAGCUAUCAUGGCCUCAGCUUGCUGGUCUGGUUUGCACUGGAACAACCGCAUGGAAUGUACUCUAUGGGAAUCUCCCAUUGAAAGCGGGUCAGACCGUUCUCUUCCAAGGAACCGGCGGUGUUUCAAUGACUGGACUUAUGCUUGCCAAGGCUGCCGGAGCCAAGACGAUCAUCACAUCCUCUUCUGACGAAAAGCUGAAGUUCGCGCAAGAUCUCAUGAAAUGUGUUGCUCGCGGGGCGCAAAUCGCAGUCAUUGGCUUCCUUGCAAAGGUCGAUCAGAAAGACAUGCCAGAUGUUGCAGCAUUGGUGCUGGAUAAAGGCUGCAUUGUACGAGGUAUCAAUGUUGGUGCCAAGCAAUUAACGGAAGACAUGGUCCAGUUGGUGUGCAGUAAGGAUCUGGGUAUGCCGAUCGACAAAACUUUCAAGUUCGAGCUCGAUGACGUUAAGGCUGCGUAUAAGGACUGGAGUUGA
Messenger RNA from Pseudocercospora fijiensis CIRAD86, 801 nucleotides. RefSeq lists its product as uncharacterized. The transcript has 3 exons. Lineage: Eukaryota; Fungi; Ascomycota; Dothideomycetes; Mycosphaerellales; Mycosphaerellaceae. The coding region runs from base 1 to 801 and encodes 266 amino acids. The record is from RefSeq and is a predicted model, not a curated record. Gene Ontology annotation, molecular function: oxidoreductase activity.